AUGCGACGUGGCUGCAGAUUCUCAUUCCACGUCACAUUGGUGAUAACGGCCAUCACUUACGUCUACUUCUCGACAGUGCUGGUUUUUAUCGAUGAAUGGUUGGGACUCGGGUCCUCACCCGGCAUGCUAAACUUCACCGUUUUCACAUUGCUAGCCUUCGUGUGCGUCUCCAGCUACCGUCUCGCUGCCUUCACUGACCCGGGUCGGGUCCCCGCCUCCUUCGUGCCCGAUGUCGAGGGGUCCGAUAAUCCUAUUCACGAGAUCAAGCGCAAGGGUGGUGAAUUCAGAUACUGCCAAAAGUGUUUACAUUAUAAGCCUCCCCGAGCUCACCAUUGUUGUACAUGUAAUAGAUGCGUUUUGCGAAUGGAUCACCAUUGCAUGUGGUUGAAUAAUUGUGUGGGCCAUGCCAAUUACAAGGCCUUCUUCGCGUUCAUAUUUCAUGCAAUCGUCGCAUGUAUAUACUCUCUGGCAAGUUUUUCCCCUUCGCUUGAUCAUUUGUCGUUAACCAAGUUUUGCUUCUCGGUAGUCAAUUUGCUUCUGAAAACUAUCCUGAAGGCUUUUAAGAAUCGUAUCAUUUCAGGGUUAUUUUUGAUCCCUGUAAGUUUGGUAUUGAGUAUUUUCCUUGGUUGGCAUAUCCAUCUUAUGUUACAGAACAAGACUACAAUCGAGUACUGCGAAGGUGUGAGAGCUAUGCCUCUUGCAGAAGGUUGCCAUCUUUAUACAAAUCCAUAUGAUAUCGGUGCACAUGAGAACGUGACGUCAAUUCUAGGUCCAAAUUACCUUUGCUGGGUUAGCCCCACUUCAGGAAAUGUUAGUUCUGGACUUCGCUUUAGUACAAAUAGCUUUGAAAGUUUUACUGCUGUGUUGGAGCUGCUCGAUGAUCAGCACGGAGAUAUGCUACGACAGUCCUUCUUGUGGCCACUGUACCAGUUGCGAGAGGUGCAGUACUCAGGACAGAUCAUUGAUGCAUUUCUAUGUCGGCUUCUGAGGCCAGUCGACGGUGAUUCCCUCCAGUUCGACCUCGGGGGCAAGGUCGUCAGUUUCUCGAUGUUUGAGUUUACAUUGAUCAUUGGACUGAGAAUUAUGGGCGACGAUGCAGCCAUGGAGAGAAGCAAUAGGCUGUACGAGACAUACUUCUAG
Olea europaea var. sylvestris is the source of this 1140-nucleotide messenger RNA. RefSeq names its product probable protein S-acyltransferase 16. Gene Ontology annotation, molecular function: palmitoyltransferase activity. Bases 1 to 1140 code for a protein of 379 amino acids. The transcript has 8 exons. The record is from RefSeq and is a predicted model, not a curated record. NCBI's taxonomy places the organism in Eukaryota, Viridiplantae, Streptophyta, Magnoliopsida, Lamiales, Oleaceae.